AUGGUCUCGUCCACCGCCGCGCUAAUGGUUCUGAUGGUCACUCAGGUGUUUUUUGCGGGCUCCAGUGGACUCGUUCCUCAGGUCGGCCGGUCCUCUCUGUCUCCGGACGUCCUGCACGCGUUUGAACUUCGGCUUCUGAGCAUGUUUGGGCUCCAGCACAGACCCACUCCCAGCAGCUCCGCAGUGGUUCCUCAAUACAUGCUGGACUUGUACUCGGCGCACUCCGUGAACGCAGAGCAGGUUAGCAGACCCAGAGCUCACUUAGGGAAAGGCUCCGAGAGAUCCGCCAGCAGAGCCAACACUAUCAGGAGCUUCCACCAUGAUGAAUCUACAGAAGAUCUGUCCAGCUCCAGUGUUAGGACGACGCAGCGGUUCCUCUUCAACCUGACCUCCAUCCCAGACGAGGAGUUGGUGACGUCAGCAGAGCUGCGCGUUUUCAGAGAGCAGAUCGUGAGUUCGCUAAACAACGCAAGUGCGGGAUUUCACCGCAUUAACGUUCACGAAAUCAUCAGGCCGUCCGGUUCUCUUCAGGAGCCCAUCACUAGACUCUUGGACACCAGGCUUGUUCAACACAGCUUGAGCAAAUGGGAGAGCUUUGACGUAACUCCUGCUGUAUUAAAGUGGACCACAGACGGACACCCUAACCAUGGGAUAUUGGUGGAAAUAUCACACCCAGAUCAAGACUCCAGAAAACAUGUGCGCGUAAGUCGGUCCCUUCACAACAAUGAGGACACGUGGUCUCAAAUGAGGCCGCUUUUGGUGACCUACAGCCACGAUGGAAAGGGAAACGUGCUGCAUUCUCGUGAAAAACGACAAGCGAGGAAUAAUAAGCAGAGAAAGAAGCAUAAAGCAAACUGCAGGAGACAUUCCCUGUACGUGGACUUCAGCGACGUAGGCUGGAAUGACUGGAUUGUGGCGCCGCCGGGUUACCAUGCAUUCUACUGCCAGGGCGAGUGCCCGUUUCCACUGGCGGACCACUUGAACUCCACUAACCACGCUAUCGUGCAGACACUGGUGAACUCGGUGAACAGCAACAUUCCCCGAGCCUGCUGCGUGCCCACUGACCUCAGUCCGGUUUCUCUGCUAUAUCUGGACGAGUACGAGCGGGUCAUCUUAAAAAACUACCAGGACAUGGUGGUGGAGGGAUGCGGGUGCCGCUGA
This is a messenger RNA of Danio rerio (zebrafish), 1161 nucleotides long. RefSeq names its product bone morphogenetic protein 2a (gene bmp2a). NCBI's taxonomy places the organism in Eukaryota, Metazoa, Chordata, Actinopteri, Cypriniformes, Danionidae. Gene Ontology annotation, biological process: positive regulation of developmental process; positive regulation of multicellular organismal process. Gene Ontology annotation, molecular function: growth factor activity. Gene Ontology annotation, cellular component: extracellular region. The record is from RefSeq and is marked provisional.